Dissoconium aciculare CBS 342.82 is the source of this 926-nucleotide messenger RNA. Its product is annotated as ClpP/crotonase. Gene Ontology annotation, molecular function: delta(3)-delta(2)-enoyl-CoA isomerase activity; enoyl-CoA hydratase activity. Gene Ontology annotation, cellular component: peroxisome. Lineage: Eukaryota; Fungi; Ascomycota; Dothideomycetes; Mycosphaerellales; Dissoconiaceae. Gene Ontology annotation, biological process: fatty acid beta-oxidation. Bases 80 to 826 code for a protein of 248 amino acids. The transcript has 2 exons. The record is from RefSeq and is a predicted model, not a curated record.
AGACAGAUACCGCCAAGCCUAUCCAAUACCGGUAACACAAUAAACCUCAAGUGAACCCAUCACAAGACAAUCCCAAGAGAUGGCAUCAACGCAAUCCAUCAUCGACGAGCCCGACCUCGCCGUCGACCGCUACGAAGGGAACGUCUUCGUAUUGACCAUGAAGAAGAGACCCGAAAAUCGAAUCGACUCGGCCUACGCCCAGAAAUUGAUCGCCGCGUACAACACCAUCCGAAAGAUCGUAGGCGAAGACGCAGAUGGCGCCGUCAUCACGAGGGGAAGCGAUGCCAAAUUUUGGUGUACAGGCCUCGUCCUCGACGAAGCCGACGCAAACCCCUACGCCAACAGCGAGGGAUUCUUCCCUCUCCUCGCGACCCUCCUCGACUACCCCUUGCCCACGAUCGCACUUCUCACAGGCCAUACCUUCGGCGGCGCGUGCCCCUUCGCGCUGAGCCACGACUACCGCAUCAUGAACUCCAAACGAGGCUACAUCUCCAUGCCGCCAGUAAAUCUCGGUUUGCACUUCCCAGGGAUAGGAAGUCUGCUCCGCUUGAAGCUCCGCGCGCCCGUUGCGAGGAAAAUGCUGCUUGAGGCGCAUCGUUGGACGGGCGAAACGGCCCUUGCGGAUGGAAUCGUGGAUGCUGUCGCCGAGCCCGAGGGGAUGUUGGAGGAGGCGUUGACUUUGGCCAAGAGGAUGGCGCCGAAGGCGAAGAUGGGAGUGUUUAGCGUGCUCAGGAAUGAACUUUACGGCGAGGCCGGGAGGGCGUUUCGCGAGAUCAGCUAUGUGCACGGGGUGAGGACGGGGACGGCGGCGAAGGCGAAGAUCUGAAAGGAGACAUUUCGCCGACUGAAGCACCGUGUACUGUUCCUCGUGUUGCUCGUGAUGGUGGGGAUUUAUUUUGAACGUUCUUCUAGGGUUGUAAGCGCAU